CUUUAAUAAAAAGUUUUAUUUAGUGAGAUUAAGACUUAUUUAAUGGCUUGUGACUUGUCAAUAGUCAUUGGAAUUUAAAUACACCGCCAUUACGUAUUAGUACAAUCUGCAUGAAAAAGACUUAAGUAAUUUUCAUAUACAAUUAAGUACAUUCCGAUAUAUAUUGAAUAUUUGACAGAAAGUAAAUUUUGUCGCGUAAAUGGAAGGAAAUAUUUGAUUGUAGGAAACAGUCAAUAUAACAUUGUUACACUUGUUGCUGAUCUGAGAAAUGUUAUCAAAAUUAGAAAUGAAGUCGAAGGAAGCAGAAAUACUGAUGUCAUCCAAAUAUUGGAUUCCUUAAUUAAGGAAAAUUCAAUUCAAGAAACAAUAGACCUCCUGCCUAAUGACACUAUUUUGAUGCUGUUAAGGGAUAAAUCUAAAGACAUUAUCGCACAAACAGCAAAAGCUAUUGCAGAAAUGACUAAAACUGAGAAGGGAAGGAAACAAUGUACAAAUACAGACAUAGUAGAAACAUUAAUAGAAUUAUUGAAAGAAGACAAUAUCGGUAUAUUGAUACAGGCUUCCAGAGCACUUGGGAAUAUAUGUUAUGAAAAUAAAAAUGGAAAAAUUAUGAUUAAAAAAAAAGAUGGUUUAAAAUAUAUUUUACAAAUGUUAAAAAGAGCUACAGAUUUGAAAGAUAUAGAAAAUGCCAAUAUAUUAAGAAGGGUGACAAGUGGAUUACUAUUGAAUUUUCUUGUGGAUCAAGAGUCCUUGCAACAACAGGCAUUGGAGGAGAACAUUAUUCAAGUUCUUUGUGACAUACUAGAAAUCGAUGGUGCUACUGCAGAAGAAACAGUCACACAUAUUUUAUUGACAUUAGGUGUAUUAAAUGAUGCCAAUGUGACAUUUUUGGAUGAAAAAUUAACUAAAGCUGUAGUAAACAUAUUAAGUAAUAGUACAUCUCUGGAAAUCUCUGAAAUGUGUUUAGAACUUCUUUAUGAUCAAGCUGAUGAUGAGGAAGUUAAACUGUUACUUACAAAGGCAAACAUUCCUGAAUUACUUUUAAAGCUUAUAGAAACUUAUGGACCACAAUGUACAAGUGAAGAGACAAGAUCUGUUCUAAAGGUUGCAUGUAAUUUAAUUGUUUUGAUCCUAACUGGAGAUAAUAGUAUGAAUAUAUUAUAUAAUAAUGGUAAAGGCACAGUUUACAAUAAUUUUGUCAAAUGGUUAGAUAGCAAUGACGAAGAUUUUCAAAUAACAGCUGUAUUAGCUAUGGGAAAUUUUGCACGAACACAUACUCAUUGUAAGCUGAUGGUAGAACAGGAUAUCCAUAAGAAGUUAUUACAAUUAAUUCAGAAAAAUGAUAGCAAAAAUAGUGAUAUCAGAUUUCAGCAUGCCUUACUGAGUGCUCUUCAUAAUCUUGUUAUUCCUGUUGAUAAUAAAUCUAUUAUAUUAAAGGAUGGUUUAAUUGACAUUCUCUAUCCUAUGUUGGAUAUACCAACUUUUCCAAUAGUAUUCAAAUUAUUGGGAACUCUGAGAAUUGUAAUCGAUGGACAAAAGGAAGCUGCUGUAUCUUUAGGGAAAAAAGAAGAUCUUAUUAAAAGAGCUGUGGUAUGGUGUGGUAUAGACGAUCACCCAGGAGUACAAGGUGAAGCAAAUCGUUUACUUGCAUGGCUAAUUAAUAAUAGCAGAGAUAAAAGUGUUGCUCUAGUAAUUAUAAAAUAUGGUGGUACUCAAUAUCUAGUAAAAAUGAUAUUAGCAGAACACGCUUUAAUGCAAAAUGAAGCCAUUUUAAGUUUAACAUAUUUAGCUACUAUCUGUCCAAUACAAUUUAAAAAUGCUCUUAUUGAAAAUAACAUUGGUCAUGUCAUAUGCAGAUUUUUUCAAGAAAAUGCUUCUAAUUUAGAAUUACCCAUUAUUUAUAAUAUGUUAUCUUUUAUAGAUAGCAUAAUUAAGUCAGAUGUUAUUAAACAGCAUCUAAACAAUACUACAGGAUUAAUAACAGCGUUGAAGAGUGUCCUUGAUUACAAAAAUGUUGACUCUACUUUAAAAGAAAAAAUUAAUAUUAUAUUUAAUACUUUUGAUUCUUCUUAAAAUUAAUAAAAUUUCGAAUAUAAUUAUUAAAUACAAAACAAGCGCUAUUUAAACUAUAUAAUUGACCAGAGUAAAACAAAUCAGUGAAAAAAAAUAUUAAAAUCUGUACAAUUUUUUUUAACUAU
Messenger RNA from Vespa mandarinia (Asian giant hornet), 2198 nucleotides. RefSeq names its product visceral mesodermal armadillo-repeats (gene vimar). NCBI's taxonomy places the organism in Eukaryota, Metazoa, Arthropoda, Insecta, Hymenoptera, Vespidae. Gene Ontology annotation, molecular function: guanyl-nucleotide exchange factor activity; protein binding. The record is from RefSeq and is a predicted model, not a curated record. Gene Ontology annotation, biological process: positive regulation of GTPase activity.